GCUUUUGUAUAUUUGUCAUAUGGUAUUUAUUUAUAGUCGUGUUGAUUCCAUCUUCAAUGAUUUUGGACAUGUUGUUUCCUGUAUUAGUUUGAGAUACAUCUCUGAUUAGGCAGUUUUUCACAUCUGUAGUAGAGGACUUUUGAGCAUAAGGACGAGGUCACAGGACGAGGUCGAAAAGCAGUGUAGUAAUGCUGCGGUGUUGGUUCGAUUAUCUAAUCUGCCAGACCCCAUUAUUCAUCACAAUUUUUUUUUCCUUCCUUGAGGCUCGAACUGUAGCAGCAUCAAAAUGGUGUAGACAAUUGUCCGUCUCUAGCCCAUUUCUUAAGUUUAUAACAAAUUGUUCAUAUGAUGGUCCCUCAAAUUUUGUGUAAGCAAUUUGGUGAUCGUGUGGAUAGAUUGCUGAGCCAGCGAAAUGGGUUGGCGAUACUUCGUUUUUUACACCACUGGGCUUGCCGGCACAAAGAUAACUGUGAUAUUGAUUUAAAUCUUAUUGAUAAAUGGAUCGGUGUUUCUGUGAAUUGUCAAGUUCAGGAGAUUAACCUUGAGGUUGGGAUAGCUGAAGAAGAUCCAUUCUCCGAGUCGGAGGAAAAUUCUAGCUUAGAUGAACCAUCUUUUGGGUCGGAGGAAAAUUCAGUCUUUUGAGUCGCCUAGGAGGAUGUUUGGUUCCAAGACAUUGAGAAUUCAAGUUAGAUCUCCAAUAUAAGUGUCUUGAAGAGCCCAGUGGAGUGUUUGCUUCUCUUGAGCAUGUCUCUUUGAAUUCUAUGUUAGGUUCUGAUUCUAAAAAUGCUCUAAAAAAGUUAGAUAUCCAAUGCUUAUACUUACCUGUUACAAUUGUUUCAUGCUGAAUUAUAUAGUGUUUACUUAUGUUAGCGAUGCUGCAGCUCAAUUCCUUCUCAAUCACCUUCCUGAUGUGUUUGAUGAUCUCCAGUAAUUGGUCAUUACAGUGAAUGGCUGUCUGAAGGACUACCACUUUCCAGUUUUAGCUUCCAUUCUGACGCGAUCGCCUGAUUUAGAAUCUUUGUCCAAGACUUGCAAUGAAAAUCGAUAUCAACCUGACUGUUCCAGGAAGUUGAAGAAUAAGACAACCCAGUUUUGCAAACAGAGAGAAGGAUUUCGCAACCUAAUCGGUCACCAACGGCAAGAAAUAGAAAUAGAGCUGAAAGGAAAAGGUCAUCAGGUUGGGGUUGUGGAAAACAUGCUUAAGAUUGCCAAAGGGUCGAAGAAGAUGAUCAUCAUUCCUCAAAAGCAAACUUGAAAUCGCUGUCAAAGACUGGUUACAUAAGUCCAGGGCAGCAUCUUUAUUGUUCGAUUUGAAUUUAGUUGAGAAAGAAUUUCACGUUGGAGAAUACAAGAGGACUGAUUUUCGUUGCAAAUUGAUUGCAGUGAAGGAACGUUUUUAUGAAUAAUCUUGAGUUGUAUUUAUUUAGUAUUUCAAAAUAAAAAAAAUAAACUCAAAAAAGAUAAAAUAUGUUCAGUUAAAAAGAUAAAUUUAGAAUAGUACUUCCUUUCUUCUUCCUCAUUUCCGCAGCUGCUAAAAAAACCCAGUCGACCCAACCCUUUCUUUCCUCCUUGAAACCGCAUAAACCAGCCGAUUAUUCCUCAGCAUCCUUAGUGUUUUUUCUCCGAAAACCGCCGUCCCCAACGCGAUUUGUAGCCUCCACCGCCGCGACCACCACUCCUCAGUCGACAAAUCUAGUUGCAGUGAUGAGGCCAACGUUGGAUUGCUUAGAGAUAAUGAGAAGGCCAAGAUACUUUUGUUGUUUUGUUACAAUAGUAUUGCAAUAGGAAGCGACGACAACAGUUCAGACUUCAGACUCCUACAAAUGGUGAACGCCACUAAAGGGUUGUUCAUAUCCUGUGACAUACCUAUGGUACAAUUCAUCAUCAAUUUGAAUGCUUCGCUACCGGCAUUACAGAAGUUCAUUAUUCAUAUUUUGGACAGCUCUCAAAUGUUUGUUCAACCCCAUGUGUCUGAAAUGAUACGAAGUGCAACUGCAGACUUCAGAGAGCAGAAUUCCUACGAGAAGCCUCCUUAAUUAGUCUCUCUUUUCUCUCGUUUAUGGUAUUUGUAUCAUAAACACUCAUUGGACCAUCAUAUCCAUACUUAAGCUCAUCAAUAUUUCUGUUUGCGUUUGUCCUGCAAUGCAAAUCAAAGCCUUCUUGCUAAUGGAACAAAAUAUCCACAGGCAAUAUCCGUUUUAAGUCGGAGUCUACUUGGAAGGGUAUGGAGUUGAAACGUGUUUUCCUGUAUAGCUCCCUAGUAUUCUUGCAAAACAAGAGAGACUACGUGGGGUAUAUUUGCCAUGUUUGCUUUGGAGUCAGGAGUUGAGUUGAGGUUAAAAUUCAAAUUGAAGUGUCCCUCUUUGAUCAGUUUCCUUGUAGCUUUCUUUACCUUGAGAGUUCCGUGAACUAAAUGUAAUACAAGUAUUUUACCCUCUACAAGUAAGGAUUCUUGAAGCCAUUUAAGUAGCAGGUUGUCCUACACGUUUGUUUCAUCUGACCAGGUCGUUGGCACAUCAUGAAAAAAAAUUCUCCCCUCGAUGUA
Molecule: messenger RNA, 2545 nt
Organism: Populus trichocarpa (black cottonwood)
Lineage: Eukaryota; Viridiplantae; Streptophyta; Magnoliopsida; Malpighiales; Salicaceae
Product: general transcription and DNA repair factor IIH subunit TFB5
Exons: 5
Coding region: 1824-2036 (70 amino acids)
Biological process (GO): nucleotide-excision repair, preincision complex assembly; transcription by RNA polymerase II; nucleotide-excision repair
Cellular component (GO): transcription factor TFIIH core complex; transcription factor TFIIH holo complex
Source: RefSeq, a predicted model, not a curated record